Messenger RNA from Anopheles darlingi, 2236 nucleotides. RefSeq lists its product as uncharacterized. Lineage: Eukaryota; Metazoa; Arthropoda; Insecta; Diptera; Culicidae. The coding region runs from base 212 to 1174 and encodes 320 amino acids. The record is from RefSeq and is a predicted model, not a curated record. The transcript has 2 exons.
UGCAAUGUUUAUUUUUUUUUCUCGAAUUUUGGACGAAAUUUUUGCGGAUUUUCUGCGGAUUUUCUGCGGAUUUUCGGGAACUGCGCAAAGUUUCGUGAUUAAAAGUGGCCCAAGACGCGAUGUGAGCGAUUCCGUGGUCGAGUGAAGGAAAUUACGUGCAUUCCUGCGUUUGGACACGCUCUAAUUCACAAUUCCACGGCUUUCGCUCGCCAUGGCCGCGGCACCGGAUCGCGGUUUUGUGUCGGAGUAUUUCGCAAACUUGAAUGAAAUCUCCAAGAAGAUUGCGCUGGACAUCGAGGAGAUUCGCGGCGCGUACGAGCACAUUUGGGACGAUCUGAGUCGCGAAGAGCAGAUGGAAAUUGUGAACGAGACGAUCAUCAAGCCGGAACUGGCCCUGAAGUAUUUCGACAACUUCUCCACGUCCACCGACUCCUUGCAACGCAUUCUUGGCACGGAUGACGACGAAAAUGGUACCACGGAAGAUGACCGGAACGCCAAUCUGUACGACGGGAAGGCUCUUCAGACGUUUCAGUUUGUGCGCACAGGGCGUAAAGUGGUCACGGACGACAGUAUCGGAUUGUUCCGGGAUGAGCAUUCGGCGCCGUUCUCACACAAGACCAAAAGCCAGAUCAACUUGACCGUCUUCCCGUUGGAGAAGGAUGCAAAACCGGAUCGUGCCGGUGGGAAAGCAGGGGCCCUGUUGGCCAAGAAGCUGCUGCUCAAGUCUCCCAAACUGGACGAUAGUAUCUGUACCGGAAAGGAGACGGGCGGAAAGGCAAACAAGGAGCAAAAGGAUAAAGUUGGUCCUACGGUGGCAAUUUACGACAAUGAACGGAACAUCAUUUCGACCGAAGCGGGCACGAAAGGGCUGGGAAGUGGUGGUCCCGGAUUGUUCAGCAAGUUUAACACCCUCAUCUUCAACCAACCACCGCUGGAAAUGACGACGGCCGCAUCGGCAGCUUCCAUUGACGGUAGCGACGAAGUAGAUGGAACGAUCGAUCAGGACGAGUUCGACACGGACAACGAUAAGGUGAAUCUGUUUACUAAAAGUUCCAAAAACGAGUGCCUUCACCGUGCGCAAUCGUCCUCGGUUGAAGAGGAUGACAAAAACUAUGACGAGCUGAACAGUUUGCUUGGCAAUAGCAAAGGUUUCGACUUCCUGAAUAACUGGUAAAGCUUCCACGAUCAAGCCAGAUCAACGAGAUCCUCGAUUUCUUGGCCACAACACUUUCCUUCUAGUCUAAUUUGCACCGUGCACAUCUCAUGCUGGGUCUUACCCUGAUUAAGGACACUCGCUCUCUUUUGUUUAGUAAUUCCUCCCUCUCUAGAUGAUCUUUACAAUCGAAAUCAUCAUAACUUAUACUUCUUUAGUGCGUUCCUUGAUCAGCUUGCUAAUUUAAAUUCAUCUAAACUUGUUCCAUUGAGGUAGACGUAGAAAUACUCAAAGUCAUACAAAUCUCGAACAAUAUCAAGUUAUCUUAACAGACUGAACAACCCACGCAAACCCCAAAAGCGAAGAUUUUGAGCUAGGGUAGACGGUUAGUUCGUUAGUUGGACCGCACCACGAAACGUUAGAAGUCGAAUUUAGUUCAUGAAAACCAAAAAAGAACGAGCAAAAUUGCGCAAUCUUCAACUACUCAUUGCAGGGAAAAUAUCCUGAUGUAGGCCAUCAUCGAUCGCUCCCAUUAGAGGUUUAGAAUGCAUGCUCAUUAGUGAAACUUCCUUUAAAUUGAUCCCUCAUCUCUUCACGUUCUUAUCGUAUAAGAUCGAAUAUUUAUUCACGAAAUCCAUUUCAUCACAUCAUUACAUAUAUCCGCACAGACGGUAUCGGUAAACAGUAAUACCUCAUCUUCUCCAAACACUCUUUAGUAGUGUAUUGCAACGAUCGUAUAUCCGUUGUUGGACGAGCAAUGGAUGGUAGUCCGCUAUCCGAGAGUUGUGUAACAGACUUAUACUUAGAGCUCAUGCAGUUGAAGUAAAUAAAGUGUAAUGGAGCAUCCACAUAACUUCGUCCCUCAACUUUCCUCUGGCAUCAGCAGAUUGAGGCUAGCGUUGGCGCCCGCUAAGCUACCGAGAUACUUUUCUUCAUCCCCACGGAUCGACAGGACAUCGCCCACCUGGAUGCCACGCUUAUCACGCAUCAUCGCACAUCGUUCCCAGCGCGAGCUUUGGCAUGAUUUGCAGCUUAUCUUCGGUAUGCGGAACAGGCUGACGGUGCGGUUACCACAAUCGGCAC